AUGGCCACCACCAUCACCGUCCUCUCCGAGGACGGCAAAUCGAAAAUAACCCUCAAAUCUUUACCGCCGAUGAAACCGUUGAGGGACUGUUUGCUCGAGUGCGCGAGUAAGCUCGGGAUGAUAUCAGAGAGUAGUAUAAACGUUGAUGCGUUGGAAUUCCGUUCAGAAGACCAAUCGCGGGGAAAAGGCUCCUCUUCCUCCUCGGGAGGUGUGAAAGUCGACAUGGACUGCCCUUUGCGGCACUUGAACUUACCGACGAACGCGAAGUUGAAAGUAGUGUUUAUUAAAAAACGAACUUUAACGGUUGGUUCAGAUGUCGUCGCGAAUGAGGAGAGCAGUUUGAGAAGAGGAGGAGGAGAAGCACCACCGUUACACGUUAAAGGUGCCUCGUCGGCGAGCGCGGCGAACGACGCGGCGGAGAAGAAAGACAAAAAAGAAGACGAAACGAUGGAACGAUAUGCAAUUCUGAGUGACGACGACGCAAAAGCGACGUCUUCUUCUUCUUCUUCUGUUCUCGGCAAACGCGCGGCUCGGGUGGUUCGACAGAAAACUUUAGACGCCGAAGCGGAGGAACGCAAAAUGGAUCCAACCACCGGUUUAGUCUCCGCGAAUGAGGAAUUACCGGAGGCAUUUUUUGAGCUGUCCAGUGCGGAAGCGGCGCAGAUUGUGGCGUCAAACAGACGUAAAUUAGAGAACGGGAAUGCCUUGUUGACGAAGAAGCAUCGAGAGCGAGAAGCGCAACGGCGAAGAGAGAAAGUGCGACACGCGACGAUACGGAUUAUGUUUCAACAGAAACCAAUUUCGGACGUGUGCGUGGAAGCGGUGUUCGACGCGCACAAAGAAACCGUCGAGGACGUGUACGCGUUCGUUGAGGAGAUUUUAUCCAAGGAUGAUAAAAGUACUCAAAGCGCGCCGAGCUUUGAACUCUUCGUCGCGCCUCCGAAACGCGUCUUGAAACGAAACGGCCGAGACGCGAACCAAUCCUUAUACGACGCCGGCUUAGCCCCCGCCGCGAAAAUCUUCUUCUCCUUAAAAACCACCACCACUACCACUUCCUCCUUCGAAGAAGUAGAGGAAUCCGCGCUGCUCAGCACCAAGUGUUUGGAAAUGCUUCGAUUGCACGACCAAAAGUCUUCCGCUUCGGCGCCGAUACGUCCUCCUCCUCCUCCGAAGCCUCCUUCGAAAGAAGAAGACAAAGAUCGAGAAGCAAAAGCCGAACCGAUGAUGAGCGACCAGGCUAAGAAAUCCUUCGUCCCUAAGUGGUUCAAGAAGUAG
Bathycoccus prasinos is the source of this 1275-nucleotide messenger RNA. RefSeq lists its product with no specific name. The transcript has a single exon. Bases 1 to 1275 code for a protein of 424 amino acids. Lineage: Eukaryota; Viridiplantae; Chlorophyta; Mamiellophyceae; Mamiellales; Bathycoccaceae. The record is from RefSeq and is a predicted model, not a curated record. Gene Ontology annotation, molecular function: protein binding.